Molecule: messenger RNA, 3456 nt
Organism: Carassius auratus (goldfish)
Lineage: Eukaryota; Metazoa; Chordata; Actinopteri; Cypriniformes; Cyprinidae
Product: rho-related BTB domain-containing protein 2
Exons: 10
Coding region: 252-2432 (726 amino acids)
Biological process (GO): small GTPase-mediated signal transduction
Molecular function (GO): GTPase activity; protein binding; GTP binding
Source: RefSeq, a predicted model, not a curated record
UGUACGUGUGCAGUGAAUGGGCAGAGCUGUGUUGCUGUGCCUGUGUUGUAGAGUUCGUACGGUAACUGAGGAGCAUCAAAAGCAGUCAGUCUGUCCGGCCUAUAAGUCAACGAUUCAACCGAUGGCGUUUGAGAAACGAAGAACAAUUCCUCUCGUAAGCGGUUUGACCGGCGGCAGCGAUACCAAGCCGCUAUUUCUUGAUCCGAAAAUGAAGUUUAGCUCCAGCUUUCAUCAGUCUCCAGCCACAGCCGAUGCAUUUCUUCUGUCGCUUCCCCAUAUCGGCCGAGCCGAUGCAGCACUUCCCUGUGAUGCGGCACCAUUUUAUGGAAUCUGACAUGGACUAUGAGAGGCCAAAUGUCGAGACAAUCAAAUGUGUGGUGGUUGGAGACAAUGCAGUUGGAAAGACCCGUCUUAUCUGUGCCCGGGCCUGUAACGCAACGCUUACACAGUACCAGCUACUUGCCACCCAUGUGCCCACUGUCUGGGCAAUAGAUCAGUACAGAGUCUGCCAGGAGGUUCUAGAAAGGUCAAGGGAUGUGGUGGAUGAUGUCAGCGUGUCCUUGCGUCUCUGGGACACUUUCGGGGACCAUCACAAAGACCGCAGAUUUGCGUAUGGCAGGUCUGAUGUGGUGGUGUUGUGUUUCUCCAUUGCAAACCCAAACUCACUCCACCAUGUGAGGACGAUGUGGUACCCUGAGAUCAAGCAUUUCUGUCCCAGAGCUCCUGUUAUCCUAGUGGGCUGCCAGCUCGACCUGCGGUAUGCUGACCUGGAGGCAGUGAACAGAGCUCGCAGGCCACUGGCCAGGCCCAUUAAACCCAAUGAGAUAUUGGCGCCAGAGAAAGGUCGUGAGGUGGCUAAAGAAAUAGGCGUCCCUUAUUAUGAGACCAGCAUAGUUGCUCAGUUUGGGGUUAAGGAUGUUUUCGACAAUGCCAUCCGUGCAGCCCUCAUUUCCCGUCGUCAUCUCCAAUUCUGGAAGUCGCAUUUACGAAAUGUUCAAAGGCCACUCCUGCAAGCCCCCUUCCUUCCCCCUAAACCCCCUCCACCCAUUAUCACUGUUCCCGCACCAUCCAGUAAUAUCGAAGAGCACCCUAGUCGACUGUUGGAGGACACGCUCUGCGCCGACGUCAUCUUAGUCCUCCAGGAAUGCCAGAGAAUCUUCGCCCACCGUAUCUACCUUGCCACAUCCUCCUCUAAGUUCUAUGACCUCUUCUUGACCGAACCUCGGGGUCCUGAAGAGACCGAACGGGAGCGAGAACGUCCCAGAGGGCCACCGCUUUCUGGCCGCGAUUUGCUAAUGCGCGCAGCUAGUUUUGACGUUUGUGAAAGUAGUGACAAUGGAGAUAGAGCAAACUUGCGUGCCUGCACCAGUGAUGGAACUCUUAAAGGUGAUGGAUAUCGUCGUGGUCGUUUACUCCCAGCCUUGAGUCGUGCUUUCAUUAGCAUCCAAGAAGAAAUGGUGGAUGACCCCAUCACCUUCAACCCUAGAAAAAUGACAGUUGUUCACAUGGACCCUUCAAUGCAGCCUGGUCCAUUCCGAUCGGUGUUGCGGUACCUGUAUACAGGUAAACUAAAUGACCAGGAGAAGGAGCUAAUGCAGGUGGCCCACAUCGCAGAGCUGCUGGAAGUUUUUGACCUGCGUAUGAUGGUGGCCAAUAUUCUGAACGAUGAGGCCUUCAUGAAUCAGGAGAUCACCAAGGCCUUUCACGUGAGACGCACCAAUAGAGUGAAAGAAUGUCUUGCCAAAGGGACCUUCUCUGAUGUGGUGUUCAGGUUGGAUGAUGGCACCAUCAUGGCCCAUAAACCGCUGCUUAUCUCGAGCUGUGAUUGGAUGGCAGCCAUGUUUGGUGGACCAUUUGUGGAGAGUUGUACAAAAGAGGUGCUGUUUCCAAACACUGCGCGGAGCUGCAUGCGUGCUGUGCUGGAGUAUCUCUAUACCGGCUGCUUCUGCUCUCGACCAGAUCUGGAUGCCAUGGAGCUCAUUGUUCUUGCAAACCGUCUCUGUCUGCCUCACCUGGUAGCGCUGACAGAGCUGUACACUGUGAAGGUACUGACAGAAGCUGCUAUGAUGGGAGCAGAUAUAGAUGGAGAUGUUCUGCUCUAUCUGGACAUGGCCCAGUUCCACUGUGCUCAUCAGCUGACCAGCUGGUGCCUCCAUCACAUCUGCACCAACUACAACAGAGUCUGUCGCAAAUUCCCUCGUGACAUGAAGGCCAAAUCUACAGAAAACCUGGAGCACUUUGAGAAACAUCGCUGGCCUCCAGUGUGGUAUCUAAAGGAAGAAGAUCACUACCAGCGGGCGCGCAAAGAGCGUGAGAAGGAAGAUUACCUGUACCAAAAGCGCCAGUGUAAACGCAAGUGGCUCUUCUGGAAUAUACCGUCUUCACCGUCCUCCAAUUCUCCGUCUUCUCCUGGUUCUUCCGCAGUCAUCUGAUCGGCUCUCAGGGUGCAUGACCCACCUAUCAGCCCUAAAUGUGGGAUAUAAACACACAACAAGGAAUGAUAGCCUUUUUCAACUCUAUAAAGAUGACCUGUUCACAUUUUCAGUUGAGCAAAAUGCCCAGGCCCUGCUUUUAGCUGCUGAAGAACAAGCAAAAAUGAAACGGGAUGGAAAACGCAAGUUUAAGCAACAUGAGGCUUUGACUAAAAGCACAUUGCUGAGUCUUUCUACCGGUUGGAUUUUUCAUCGAAUCCGCUUUGACAUCCUACUGUGACAUCAUAUCCUGCAGUAUUAGAGUGCUGCUCAAUUUGCUGUUAAAAGACAAUCUUCGCUCAGCAUUGAUUCCCCAAACAUAACCGUAUCUUAAUCUGUAUAGGAACAUACAUGGCAGGACUGCACACAUUCAUAACGUGAAAUGCUAUCAAGUGCUUUUCAGCUCUGAAAUACUGAGAACACAGCAACAUUUUAGAGCAACCAGCAAACAUAAUCUACAAUCAAACCACUUCAACAGACCGAUGUUCUCAAGAUUCAAAUGGUGUCCACUGUUCAAUAUCUAAAGGUAUUAUUCAUUUGACAUUUAUAGGUUCGUGGAGGGCCACAAGCGCACAUGACUCCAAAGAACUGCAUCAGUCCAUAGCCAUGUUGUGGGUUCAGUGUGAGUUAAACUCCAUUGGCAGCAUCAGGCAUAACGUUGAUUACAGAGAAUCAGAAGAUGCCAUUUACAAUGGAAAAACAUCGCCAGGAAAGAGACACUCAAAAUGCAUACCGUACAGACAAAGUACAAGACUUAAAGUUGCAGUGAAGUAGUGACUUUUCUUCUGAAUUAAGACACAACUCUUAGUGAAAUAGAUUAUAGGAAAAAAGAGAAAAAUGUAGGGCAGGGACUUGGUUCUAUUGGCUGGAUGGAGGCAGAUAUUCAUGAUACUGCAAUAAGAUAGAUAGAUAGAUAGAUAGAUAGAUAGAUAGAUAGAUAGAUAGAUAGAUAGAUAGAUAGAUAGAUAGAUAGAUAGAUAGAUAG